This is a messenger RNA of Scylla paramamosain (green mud crab), 1606 nucleotides long. RefSeq lists its product as uncharacterized. Bases 296 to 1606 code for a protein of 436 amino acids. The transcript has 3 exons. NCBI's taxonomy places the organism in Eukaryota, Metazoa, Arthropoda, Malacostraca, Decapoda, Portunidae. The record is from RefSeq and is a predicted model, not a curated record.
GUUGCUGUGGUGUUUAGCUGUGACCUCCGCUGUGGAUAAGAUCACAAACCUCGGAAAGCCAAGAAUAAAGGUGAAGGACAGCCGUUUUAGCUCGAGGUCACAGAGCAGCGCAGGUGAUUAGGAUGCACGUGUACCUGACUGGGCAGCGGCAGCAAGGAGUUGCCGAUCCAAAGGCCUGGCUCAGGAGUGAUCCUGUGCCACCUGUACCAUCAAGAUCAAGAUCAAGACCCUGGUAACUGACUGUAUAUUGUCACCAACCCUUUUUAGCCUGUAUACAGAGGAGCUAGCAGCCAGGAUGAGAAGAAUGAAUGUUGGGGUAAGUGUGGGGAAUGAUAAAGUAUGUGUGCUCCUUUAUGCAGAUGAUGUAGUUGUUAUGAGUGAAUCGGCAGAUGAGCUUCAAAGUUUGUUGGAUGUAGUGGAUGGCUAUGGUAAAGACUUUGGAGUAAGGUUUAGCAGUGAGAAAAGCAAAGUAAUGAUUGUGAAUAGAUCAGAGGAUGAAAGUAAUGUGGUAUGGAGACUUGGAGAGAAUGAGUUGAGACAGGUGCAAGAAUACAAGUACUUAGGGAUGUGGAUGAGUCCUAGUGGGUGUGCAAAGGCAAAGAAUGAAAAGAUAAGUAUGCUAAACCAGUGGGUAGGUCGAUUGGGAAGCGCGGCAAGGAUGAGAGCAAGUAAGUAUGAUGUGUUGAGAGAAGUGUGGAAGAGUGUGGCUGUGCCAUGUAUAAUGUAUGGUAUGGAUGUGAUUGCAUGGAAUGAAAGUGAAAUUGAUAAGUUAGAAGUGGGCCAGAACAAAGUAGCAAGGAUGGCACUGAGUGCACCGAGGUGCACAGCAGUUGAAGCCUUGAGAGGUGACAUGGGAUGGAGCACCUUCAGAGAAAGACUGACAAAAGCCACACUUAGGUACAAGAUUAGGCUUGAGAGAAUGGAUGAUGCAAGAAUAGCAAGGAAGGUGUACCUGUGGAAUGAAAGUGGAAGCAAAUGGAGGAAGAGAUGCAUGAGAAUGACAGACAGGAAUGGAUUGCAAGUUGUGUGGGCGAUAAGAAUGGCUGGUAGGAAUCAAAAUGAGCGUGAAUGGGUGGUAACAAGAGGAGGAAGAGUGGGAGCCGAAUGGGAUGUGAGAAAAUGGAAGAAUGAGAUAGACAAAGAAGUGAAAUGUGUGGGACUGAAUGAAUGGAAGAAUGAGAUGGAAAGAAAGAAGACCCUGGAAUGGUACAAGGAGAAAGAGGCCCCGAGGUAUGAAAGGUGGUAUGAUGGAAGCCUGGGCGGUGAUCUUCUCUUCCGAGCGAGGGCACAGUGUAUGGAUGUGAAUGCAAGGAGUUACAGGUGGUCUGAGUCCCGCAGCAAAGUGUGCCAGAUGUGUGACAUGGGAGAGGAUGAGACGGUGGAACAUGUGGUGCUGGAGUGUGUGCAGUAUGCCAGAGACAGGAAUGAGAUGAUGCAAGUGAUACUGACUGAGUUAGGGCAUGAUAGGAAUGAAAGAGUGGAGAAGACAGGAAAGGAAUGGAUGGUGUUGUUGCUGGGACUGUGUAGAGAGGCGAAUGAAAGGAUGAUUGAGGCGGUGAAAGAGUUUCUGGAGAGAAUGUGGCGUGCCAGGUGUAUGAACAAUUAG